This is a messenger RNA of Acanthisitta chloris (rifleman), 939 nucleotides long. RefSeq names its product growth arrest-specific 8 (gene GAS8). Gene Ontology annotation, molecular function: small GTPase binding; microtubule binding. Gene Ontology annotation, cellular component: microtubule; motile cilium; Golgi apparatus. The record is from RefSeq and is a predicted model, not a curated record. NCBI's taxonomy places the organism in Eukaryota, Metazoa, Chordata, Aves, Passeriformes, Acanthisittidae. The transcript has 6 exons. The coding region runs from base 22 to 939 and encodes 305 amino acids. Gene Ontology annotation, biological process: flagellated sperm motility.
GAGGCCAAGUACACCAGGAAGAUGCAGGCGCUGCGGGACGAGCUGGACCUGCGGAGGAAGACGGAGAUCCACGAGGUGGAGGAGAGGAAGAACAGCCAGAUCACCGAGCUGAUGCGGAACCACGAGGCAGCUUUCAGCGACAUCAAGAGCUACUACAAGGGUAUCACUGCCCAAAACCUGACAUGCAUCAGCUUCCUGAAGAAGCAGGUGGAGGACAUGAAGAAGGAGAGUGUCUUGAGUAAGAAGGCAGAUGUGCUGCUCCAGAAGAAGCAGCUGGAGGAGCCGCUGCAGAAGGCCCAGGAGCAAGUGGCUGAGCUGCAGAAGAAAUUGUCUCAAUAUGACAAGGACAAGGAGGCCCUGAAGAACACAAAAGCCUGUCUGAAAGUCAUCCAGAAGGAGCUGAAGGACCUUCAGUGGGAACAUGAGGUGCUGGAGCAGAGGUUCAGUAAGGUACAGGCGGAACGAGAUGAGCUCUAUCAGAAGUUCACCAAAGCCAUUAUGGAGGUGCAGCAGAAGACAGGCUUCAAGAACCUGCUCCUGGAGCGCAAGCUGCAGGGACUCCACAGCCGCCUGACACAGAAGCAAGUGGAGCUCAGCGAGGUCCUCAGUGCUUCCAAUCUUGACUUCAACGCCCUCUCCUUGGGCUCACAGAAGUUGGAGGAUAUGCUCCAUUCCAAGAACCAGGACCUGCAGCUCCAGCUGGCCCAAGUCUGCAAGGCAUACAACGACAUGCUGCAGACCUUUGAGGCGAAGCUGACAGCCUUUGGCAUCCCCCUGGACAGCCUGGGCUUCCAGCCGCUGGCCAUCCCGCUGCCAGGGCAGGCAAGCCCCAAGACAGACCCCAAGACAGGCCCCACCCGAGCACCACCAGACAGCACCGAGGGUCCCCCUGGCACACUGGGAGUGGGGCUGUGCCCUCUUCCUGCUGCCUGCCAUUAA